Molecule: messenger RNA, 645 nt
Organism: Ipomoea triloba (trilobed morning glory)
Lineage: Eukaryota; Viridiplantae; Streptophyta; Magnoliopsida; Solanales; Convolvulaceae
Exons: 2
Coding region: 2-457 (151 amino acids)
Source: RefSeq, a predicted model, not a curated record
CAUGCUCAAAGCAUGCUCAUCAAUCUCCACGUUCACCUGCUUCCUGUCAAUCUCCACCCUCACCGACACAACAUUCGGCCUAGAUCGCCUCUCUGAUGCCGUGCCCAGGGCCAGAGCCUCCCCAAUCGGAUCGCAGAUCCUUCUCAACACACCAAAAUCAAAUAAAUGUAAUGGGAGAUUCGGGGGACGACGAAUCCAUACAAUCAAAGGUGAGUCUUGCCAUGGCCUCCAAUCCGGCGACUAUCUAGUGAACCACACAUUCGCUCCGGCAAUUACAGCACGAUUUCUCAUCAGUAAUUUCCUCCAAUCUUCAUCCGAGGUCAAUCGAACCAGAAUAGUUCUUGCAUCUAGCGAUCCAACAGACAUCUCGCCCACAAUACGAAGGUUCGCACACAACUCUGCUUUAAUCACCUCCAAUGAUGGUCUAUCGCGCCCAAAAUGGCCUAUGACCGAGUGAAUUCCUUAGUCAAACAUAGUCUCGGAUGCGAAGAAAGGGUAAAGAGAUGAGACCGGCGUAAAAAGACAAAAUUAGCCUUGCCACAAACGGCCAUUAGACGGAAAACUUAACGCUAGACCAAAUGUGGAACACGUUUAAUAAAUGUGGUCUCAAUGUGGCAAAAAUAAUUAAAGUGGACUAAAAUAGGA